AUGACUACAUCCUCUUCAACUGCCGGUAGUCGCGACUUGACGCUGCGCCACGUGCUCAUCUUCCACCGCCACGGAGACCGCACGCCCGUGCUCACGUCCAUCGGCACCAAGGUGCAGGCCACGCAGGACGAGAAGGACUUCUGGGCCUCCAAGGUGGCCAUCGCCGAGCAGCUCGAGCUGCUGCUGCAGACUGCCAAGCCCGUAGGCGCCGACGAGACGCAGCCGCCCGUGAUCAGGCCCUCCAAGGAGGCCCAGUUCCCCUACGGCCUGCUCACGCAGAAGGGCGUCAAGCACAUGACAGGCAAAGGACGGGCGCUGCGGGAGCGCUACGGGCAGCUCCUGGACGGCGCCGUCAAGGCCAAAGACGUCUACGUGCUGUCCAGCAGCGUGCCGCGCACCAUCGAGUCCGUGCAGUGUCUGCUGCGAGGCUUCUUCUACGACGACGACGAGCAGGUUGAGCAGAGCAGCAAGGCCCCGCAGUUCUUGGUGCGCACGUACACGCGCAACGUGCUGGCGCCCAUGCACCCGCUGCAGGUGUUCAACGAGAUCGAGCUCAUCGUGCACGACGACGUGCUCAGGCUCCGGAGCAAGAUCGAGCGGGACGCGAUGGAGAAGCUCGGCCUGCACCUGCGCGACUGUCUCGGCGUGCCCGACGACCAGCCGCUGUCCUGGACGGCGGUCCGCGACGCGCUCACGUGCCGAGAGGCGCACGGCUGGCCGUUCCCCGACGGCGUCGACCACAAGAUCUUCGAGCAGGUCGAGGCGUACGACACGUGGCUCUGGCAGCGUCUGUACCAGCGCAAGAGCUUCUGCCACGGCGCGUUCAAGGACGGAGUGAAGGAGGUCUACAGCUUCGUCAAGUCCGUGGUGGAGAACGCGCAGCCGGCCAAGCUGUCCUUCUUCUCGGCGCACGACAAUUCGAUUGUGGCGCUGCUGGGAGCUCUGCAGAUCGACGUGGGCCCGCAGCUGCCCGAGUACGGCACCAUGGUGGCGUUCGAAGUGUACGAGGACAAGGCAACGCACGAGUUCUUCAUCAAGCCGCGGUACGAGGAUGAGGAGGUGACGUUCGCGGGCCACACGCAGGACCCGCUCUGCCCAUUCUCCCACUUCGAGGCGCUCGCGCUCGAGUUCCUGUCCUACAAGGCCUAG
Messenger RNA from Phytophthora sojae, 1149 nucleotides. RefSeq lists its product as hypothetical. The coding region runs from base 1 to 1149 and encodes 382 amino acids. The transcript has a single exon. The record is from RefSeq and is a predicted model, not a curated record. Gene Ontology annotation, molecular function: phosphatase activity. NCBI's taxonomy places the organism in Eukaryota, Oomycota, Peronosporomycetes, Peronosporales, Peronosporaceae. Gene Ontology annotation, biological process: dephosphorylation.